CCGGUGAGUUCUAGAGAUGGAUUUGGUCAGGAGGAACCCCCAAACCAACACGCUCAGCCCUUGUUUCCCCCCCCAUCAGGAUUUGUCCUUCCCAAAGCUUGGGGGGAUGGAGGAGGAGGCUGCGAGGAAGAGGAAGAUGCCUUGGGCCCCCCAGGCAGGCCCUGAGCUGAGGACAGAGAGCCCGGAGGACAAAUCCCCCCUUGAGACCCUGGUGGGAGAGGCCGUUUUGAAGGGCUCCACGGCGCAGGAAGGCAGUGGGGAGGAAAAGGGCCGGAGAUCCCCCCGCAGGAGGGGCUCCAAAGCCAUCCCAGGGUGCUCUGAGGAGGAAAGAGCCAGCCUGUGCCGGGAAGGUGGCCGGAGCUUGAGCCAGAGAUCUGACCUGGUGGUCCCUGAUCAGUCUCCCAGCAGGGAUAAGCCCUUCAGGUGCUUGGAAUGUGGGAAGAGCUUCAGAAAGAGCUCCAACCUCCUCACCCACCAGCACAUCCACACUGGGGCACGGCCCUACACGUGUAGGGUAUGUGGGAAGAGCUUCAGGGAUAGCUCCAGCCUGAUCCGACACCAGCGCAUCCACACUGGGGAACGACCCUACCCAUGUGGGGAAUGUGGGAAGAGCUUCAGGGACAGCUCCGACCUGAUCCGACACCAGCGCAUCCACAGUGGGGAACAGCCCUACAUGUGCUUGGAAUGUGGGAAGAGCUUCAACCGGAACUCCCACCUCAUCACC
This is a messenger RNA of Chiroxiphia lanceolata (lance-tailed manakin), 724 nucleotides long. Its product is annotated as zinc finger protein 768-like. The transcript has 4 exons. Gene Ontology annotation, molecular function: DNA-binding transcription factor activity, RNA polymerase II-specific; RNA polymerase II cis-regulatory region sequence-specific DNA binding. NCBI's taxonomy places the organism in Eukaryota, Metazoa, Chordata, Aves, Passeriformes, Pipridae. The annotation marks the transcript as partial. The record is from RefSeq and is a predicted model, not a curated record. Gene Ontology annotation, biological process: regulation of transcription by RNA polymerase II.